Messenger RNA from Metarhizium brunneum ARSEF 3297, 2268 nucleotides. RefSeq lists its product as uncharacterized. The record is from RefSeq and is a predicted model, not a curated record. NCBI's taxonomy places the organism in Eukaryota, Fungi, Ascomycota, Sordariomycetes, Hypocreales, Clavicipitaceae. Gene Ontology annotation, molecular function: protein kinase activity; ATP binding. Gene Ontology annotation, biological process: protein phosphorylation.
AUGGGUGAUCGCGAAAAUGGCUGGACAACGGUUGGCCAUCGAAUUCUGGGCCACGGCCAUCAGCUUGGCACUGGCCGCGAAUGGAUGAUGCAGCGAGAGUUGACCGACCUUGAAGCUAUUGCUGCGUGGGACAGUGAGGCACAAUGGCCCAGCAUAAACAAGCCACUUUUCGAUGGCCCCGAGGCCAAAAAGUUCGACAACAAACUGGUGAAGCUCCACGAUUUGGAUCAAGGCGCAUUCGGCAGGGUUGACAAAGUUAUGCAUGGUUCAGUUUGCUUAGCAAGGAAGCGCAUACCGAGGCGCCGAGGAUUUUCCAUUGACGACUUGCGCAAAGAAGGGCUGAUGAUGCGCAAGUUGGAUCACCGCCAUGUGGUCAAGUUGGUUGCGACGUACGCUCCGAGGUCCCACGAAUUGUGCCUAUUGAUAUGGCCGGCCGCUGUUUGCAACCUUGGUAGGUUGCUGGACGAUGUGGAAAGCCUGCGCUUGAAGGAGGGAGACCGCGAGGACAUUGUUGAACGCUUGACGGCUCUGGACCUCAGAGAUUUGAGCGCAAUUGAUCCAAUGGCCAAAGAUCAAUAUUUAACCCCGAUACCUGAGUCGUGCCCGUUUGACUUUUUGCGCACAAUUAUUGGCUGUGUGGCUCGCGCAAUGGCGCAUUGCCAUGCGAACGACGUCCGGCAUCUUGAUAUCAAGCCGUCCAACAUUCUAUUGCAUCCAGGUCGAGUCUACUUGGCAGACUUUGGCAUCUCUCGAGAUGUCACUGGCCAGGAGCAAACAACAACAGAUGGUAUGCCCGGCACAGAACGGUGGCGAGCCCCUGAAUUAUACGGGGAACAUGGCUCCAGCAUGCAGCUGUCAGAUAUGUACUCACUUGGCCUAGUAUACCUCAAUAUUGCGACCGUUUUAUACGACGCAAGAUUGGCAGAUUUUGAUGAAGCUCUAAGCUACUCAGGAAGAUUAUCCCGUGAAGAACAAUUACGGCUCAGGGAGGACAAAGUCAAGAUGCACCUAGAUCGACUUACAGCCCAUGCAUUGGUCAGGCCACCAUUUAUGUUUACCUAUGAAGGGCAAGAGACAGUGCGGCCACGACCACUAACACACCUGAUAUCCCGUAUGGUGGCUACCAACCCCAGACACAGAUUGACUGCUGCGAAAGUCGAUGAGAAACUGUCUAUGCUCGGUGGAAUUAACCAAAUUUACCACGCUGAUUGCUGCAAGCGGCCCAUAUCCUGGGUUGAGGACAAGUGGGAUAGGAAGUUUGCCGGCCUCAUUGCCCUGCAGAAGGAAAAUGAAGCACAUCGCAAGAGGAUUAUGGAGCUGGAGGGCAAAGAUCAGACGUACGAAACGAGACUGGAGAAACAACGGCAGAAACAUGAACAAGACAUUUCAAGAUUACAAACACUGCUCAAGAACGCAGAGGAGAAAUGUCAGAGGCUGGAAUCCGAGAUGACAGACCGUCGCAAGGUAUCCCACAGCUCGCGAGGAUCUCAUGGCCAUGAUGUCCCGCGGCCAGUUUUAUCGGGUGGGCGAAGGCAGCCAGCUGGUUCUGCAACGACUCAAGGUGUUGGACUCGGGUUGAACAGAUCUAGUCUGACUACACCGAAAACCACGGUUGCUAAACCCCCUCCACAGCAUAUCCCCCAGCGCUCCCAGUCCAUCUCAAGUACUCCUUCAGAGCGUCCCACACAGAAGAUGCGAACCCUUCAAAGCAGCCCAGCCGUAACACAGUCAUCAGAUGCCAAAUCCUUGGCCGGUCAGCGCUCGCCCAGCAUCAGCGGUAACCUGGCAGGCUACGCUCUACGCUCGCGGGGAUCAGGGUCCAAGCUCCCUUUGCCUGUCACACCGAGCCGGACCAACACGCCAGUAUUCAACCGCGACCAGAGCAUGACGGAUAGUAGUAUGGCUUCAUCUGUGUUUUCUCGAAAGAGUCUCGAGACACUACCUACUCCACCGGCCCAUGAUAGCCCCAUCAUACAGCGUGCAGACGUGUCUAGUGAGAACGCGCAGCCUCAAUGGGGCCAGCUUGGGGGCAGACGUGGCCCUCGCAUAACUGAUGAGACAGCCCUGAGGCCCUCCACACCUGACAGCCCGCUGCCGCCCAUAUCACCGUCUGCCAUGUCAUCCCCACAAACGCUCAGAUCAGAUAUUCUUACGGAUGGCGGCGAUGCGAACGCUACUUCAAGGCCUCCGCCUCCCUCAUUGCAACCCAUGAAGAGCUGGGCUGAUGUGGCCAAAUCUGAAAAGAAACGGCAAGCCACGCAAAAGUAG